Penicillium expansum is the source of this 1200-nucleotide messenger RNA. RefSeq lists its product as uncharacterized. The record is from RefSeq and is a predicted model, not a curated record. The transcript has a single exon. Bases 1 to 1200 code for a protein of 399 amino acids. NCBI's taxonomy places the organism in Eukaryota, Fungi, Ascomycota, Eurotiomycetes, Eurotiales, Aspergillaceae.
AUGCCCCCCAAAGGCAAAUACAGUAACCCCAAACUCCGCGAUGAAAUCAAAAAGGAAGUCCACGACAGCGACAAGGGCGGGAAACCUGGUCAAUGGUCUGCACGAAAGGUACCCAGCACCAUCGCUCUUAUUUCAAUCCCUUGGUAUCAUCUAUUGUGGAUUCUGAUACUUGUGCAGGCUCAAAUGAUGGCAUCCGAAUACAAAAGGCGCGGCGGUGGCUACAACACCACAAAGGAAGAAGGCCAGACGGAAUCUCAGAAACACCUCGAUACCUGGACAAACGAGGAAUGGCAAACGAAGGAGGGAUCUGGCACGGCGCGACAGGAUGAUGACUCGCGUAAGCGGUACCUGCCCAAGAAAGCGUGGGAGAAGUUGAACGAAGAGGAAAAGGAGCAGACGGAGGAGAAUAAAAUUGAUGAGUCGCGGGGUGGGAAGCAGUUUGUUAGCAAUACCACAGAGGCGAAGGAAGCUAGGCGGUGGGCUAGUUCUGAUAAUGGGGAUGAAGGUCAGAAGGUUGAGGGAGAUUCAGGGAAAAUUCAAUGGAAUAAGGAGGCUGGUAAACAACGGACGAAGAAGAAUGAAGAGGAGAAAACGGACGACAAGCAGAAUGACGACAAGCAGAAUGACGACAAGCAGAAUGACGACAAGCAGAAUGACGACAAGCAGAAUGACGACAAGCAGAAUGACGACAAGCAGAAUGACGACAAGCAGAAUGACGACAAGCAGAAUGACGACAAGCAGAAUGACGACAAGCAGAAUGACGACAAGCAGAAUGACGACAAGCAGAAUGACGACAAGCAGAAUGACGACAAGCAGAAUGACGACAAGCAGAAUGACGACAAGCAGAAUGACGACAAGCAGAAUGACGACAAGCAGAAUGACGACAAGCAGAAUGACGACAAGCAGAAUGACGACAAGCAGAAUGACGACAAGCAGAAUGACGACAAGCAGAAUGACGACAAGCAGAAUGACGACAAGCAGAAUGACGACAAGCAGAAUGACGACAAGCAGAAUGACGACAAGCAGAAUGACGACAAGCAAAAUGACGACAAGCAAAAUGACGACAAGCAAAAUGACGACAAGCAAGACGAUGACAACAAAGGAGGUGCAGGAACGAAACGCAGUGCAAAGCAGGAUGAAGGACCAAAAAAGAAACAGAAGGACAGCGCGAGGAUGUCAAGUCUGCGGCAGAGAAAGUGA